AUGCCUUUCUCCACGCUUCCCUCUCCGCGGCUGACCUUGGCGUCGGAGGACGACGAGCUGGAGGUCUUUAACGUCUGGAGCCAACCCAUGUCCACCCCGGAGCCCGGCGAGCCGUACCUCAUCGUCGCGCCCGACCGUUCCAGCGCCAGCUCCCGCGGCCGGCCCUCCUUCUUCCGGCGCGGCUCCACGAGCGCACGGGGGAAGGAGCUCAACGUGGAGAAGGAAGUCGCCAUCGGCCACAUCAAGAGCUGUCCGGCCACCGUGGAUGAGCCGCCGCCGCCGCGGGCGACGCUGCGUCGGCCCACGCUUCGUCCGCCGACGGUGGGCGAUGAGGAGUCGAACUCCAGCUUUGAUCCGGACAAGUCUCCGCUGUAUCAGCGGAGGCGGAGAAAGAACAUCAUGAGUGAGGACUCCGCAACGUCGAUUGCAAACUUGUCCACGUGUGAUGGCAGUGGGUCUUGGGACUAG
Durusdinium trenchii is the source of this 468-nucleotide messenger RNA. The record is from the annotation of a GenBank genome assembly. NCBI's taxonomy places the organism in Eukaryota, Dinophyceae, Suessiales, Symbiodiniaceae.